Molecule: messenger RNA, 1296 nt
Organism: Condylura cristata (star-nosed mole)
Lineage: Eukaryota; Metazoa; Chordata; Mammalia; Eulipotyphla; Talpidae
Gene: ZNF662
Product: zinc finger protein 662
Exons: 4
Coding region: 16-1296 (426 amino acids)
Biological process (GO): regulation of transcription by RNA polymerase II
Cellular component (GO): transcription regulator complex; PcG protein complex
Molecular function (GO): RNA polymerase II cis-regulatory region sequence-specific DNA binding; DNA-binding transcription factor activity, RNA polymerase II-specific
Source: RefSeq, a predicted model, not a curated record
CUAUACAGGGACGUGAUGCUGGAGAAUUAUGGGGCCGUGGCUUCCCUAGCAGCAUUUCCAUUUCCCAAACCGGCUCUGAUUUCCCAGCUGGAGCGAGGAGAAGCACCUAGGUGCUCGGCUCCUCAGGGAGCUCUGGAUGGAGAGGGCCCGAGGGGUAUCUCCUCAGGAAAUCCAUUUUUAAAGCCUACGGGGAUCUCCCACCCUAAGCAGGUCGAGCCACUGAACCUGCAACUGCGAGGAGAGUGUCCAAGCUUAGUGUGUGUGGACAGUAUGUUAAAAAGUGAGAAAGAAGAUUCUAUUCUGAAGGAGGAGGUUUUUAAGGAAGCACAGGAUCACAUGGUACUAUCAAGUGGACCCCAGUGGUGUGGCUCCAAGGGAUUCUGGCUUGGAAAGAUAUGUGAAGCAGAGAAGCACAGAUUAGGCAGAUGGCCUGACUUCCACAGAGGGAAAAUUGUGAAGAACAUUACAAAUGAUAUUAUAAAAGUGAUUGUCAAAGAUGAGAUGGUCUUAGUAGAAGAGAGUUCAGAGAAUACUGACGUUAAUACCCACCUUGUCAUAAAUCAGAAGACAAUAAGUAAGCAAGUGUUCUAUAUAUGUGAAGAAUGUGGUGAGUGUUUUGAUCAAAAUGAAGACUUUGGUCAACAUCAGAGAAUUCAUAAUGGAGAGAAGGUCUAUGAAUGUAAGGAAUGUGGGAAGACUUUUAGUUUUAGGUCACAGUGCACUGCACACCAGAGAAUUCAUACUGGAAUAAAACCCUAUGUUUGUCAAGAAUGUGCUAAAGCCUUCAUUUGGAAGUCAAACCUGAUUCGGCACCAGAGAAUACACACUGGAGAGAAACCAUUUAAAUGUAAGGAAUGUGGGAAGGGCUUUAGUCAGAACACAAGCCUUGUGCAACAUCAACGAAUACACACUGGGGAGAAACCCUACACUUGUAAGGAAUGUGGGAGAAGUUUUACUCGGAAUCUAGCCCUUCUUCGACAUCAGAGAAUCCACACAGGGGAGAAGCCUUAUGAAUGUAAAGACUGUGGAAAAGGCUUCAUGUGGAACUCAGAUCUUGCACAGCACCAGAGAGUCCACACUGGGGAGAAACCUCAUGAAUGUACUGACUGUGGGAAAAGCUUCAUUUGCAAGGCACACCUUAUCCGACAUCAGAGAAUUCAUACUGGGGAAAGACCCUAUAAAUGUAUUGACUGUGGGAAGGCCUUUAGUCAGAAUUCUGUUUUGAUUAAGCACCAGAGACGCCAUCCUAGAGAGAAACCCCAUAACUAUCAAACCUCUCACCUUCUUGAACACUAG